AUGUCGUAUGUAAUAUUCUUAGCUGGUAUCAGACAAACAGAGAAUAAAGUUGUAUGUUCAGCGAUUGCAAUUGCUUUGCAUUAUAUCUUCCUGACAGACUUUGCUCUGAUGCUUGCUGAAGGGAUUCUUAUUGUGAGAAUGGUAGUAUUUGUUUUCCCAGCAAGUUCUAUAAUUCAUAAGCUUAUACCCGCAUGUUGGAUUGUUCCUGCUGUUAUAGUUGGAAUUUCUACUGCUGUGACUAAACUUAAAGGCUAUGGCAAUCAACAGUUGUACGUAUUUAGUUAUCAAAGUUGUUGGUUAACCCUUGAAUCGAACCUCAUCUGGGCGUUCAUUGGACCAGCACUACUUGUUAUUGUGAUUAAUUUCAUGUUCAUCAUUAUUACGGUGUAUAAAAUGAUGACAACUAGAGGGUUAGCUGCGAAAACACUUCAAGUAAAAUUUAAGAUUGGUUUAAAAAGUAUUUGUGUCAUUUUGCCAUUGUUUGGAUUAACGUGGGUACUAGGAGCAUUUUCUAUAAACGAUGAUUUGGUCAUGUUCCAAUACCUAUUUGCAACGUUCAACUCUCUGCAGGGUUUCUUCAUAUGUUUGUUCCACUGUAUCUUGAAUGAGCAGGUCAGACUGGGCUACCGUCAUUACCAGAGACGACGACACGCCUAUCGUAUGGAUUCUAAGCUACCUACCGAAUCUACUAACACUGACAAUUCAAAAACACAUCGUCUCAACGACAAUUUCCGUGAAGAGAAGAAAUAAAUGAAAGAGAAUUAGAAUACAUAUCAAAUCAACCAUAUGCAGUUUAAUAUAGUUUUUUUUAUUAUUAUAUUUAUCGAAAUCAAUAGAACAUCUUCAUAUAGUUAUCUCUAGCUUUAGAACUUAUCAAAUAUUUUAUACAGACAUCGUUUUCUAAUAUCAUCAUAUAGAGGGCAUAUAAAAAAAAAUAACUCGAUCUUUAAAUGAGUGAAGACAGCAAAAGUUUUUGAAAAAUUUGAUGAGGUUUACAAAAACAAUAGUUUGUUCACUAACAACGACUUUUCAAACCUAUAUAAAGUGAAUAUAGUUUUUUUUAAUACUAACAUAACUCUUAAAUUAAAAGUUGAAUUUUGAAAUCAAAAUAGGGUCUUUCAUGUGCUGUGCUCAUUCUGUGAAAUGGCACCUCUAUAGAUUGGUCAUUGCCUAACAAAUAUAAGUUGAGGCAUUCUUUAGAAACCUUUUAUUUGGUUUCACUAUAUAUUUGGCAAAUAAACAUUUAAUUUCUCACUAACGAAUAUAAUAGAUAAGGAAUAUGAUCAAAUCAAAUUGUGUGUUAAGUGGUAUGAUGACAAAACAGGUUUAAUAAACUUAUUAGGUAUAAAUCAAGGGUAAUGAUUUAUAACAGGUUUUAAAACAUCGAACUACAGAUAAAAUCUAAAUGAAUGUUAAUCAAUUGAAAUAUAUCAUCUAUAAUGUUAUUGGUAAACUUUGUGUUUAUAUCUUUGUAAUUUUGUUUUACUUAAAAUUAUUCCUGUUAAUUAUUUUACUUUAUUAUAAAUAUA
Molecule: messenger RNA, 1529 nt
Organism: Mytilus trossulus (common blue mussel)
Lineage: Eukaryota; Metazoa; Mollusca; Bivalvia; Mytilida; Mytilidae
Product: adhesion G-protein coupled receptor D1-like
Exons: 9
Coding region: 1-750 (249 amino acids)
Biological process (GO): cell surface receptor signaling pathway; adenylate cyclase-activating G protein-coupled receptor signaling pathway
Cellular component (GO): plasma membrane
Molecular function (GO): G protein-coupled receptor activity
Source: RefSeq, a predicted model, not a curated record